Schistosoma margrebowiei is the source of this 5113-nucleotide messenger RNA. The record is from the annotation of a GenBank genome assembly. NCBI's taxonomy places the organism in Eukaryota, Metazoa, Platyhelminthes, Trematoda, Strigeidida, Schistosomatidae.
AUGCCCAUUAAAAGGGGUCAUAUUGCACCACACAACACCUACAUUGUAACCCUUAUUAGGAAUUUUGACUCCCAGUGUAAGUUUAAUCAACGUUUUCCCAAGUUGUUAGAUGAAAACUUUAUCGUGGCAAAUGCCACACUUCCUUCCAGACCAAUUAUAUACUGUAGUGAUGGGUUUUGUGAGCUUCUUCGAUAUACAAAGGGCCAGCUUAUGCUCAAGUCUUCAGCUUUAUCAAUUUUCUAUGGACCGGAGACUACUGUUGAUUCGAUGGAGACUUUGUUGGCAGCCCUUAAUCAGACUAACGAGACGGAAGUUCUUAUGAACCUUUAUUCCAGAGAUAAUUGCGUUAUGUGCUUCCGCAUUGUUGUAACUCCUGUCCGAGACGAGACUGGUGGGUUGCCACUCUACUUACUUUUUUUCAGAGAAGAGGUCAGUAACACACAAACCCUCUUGCAAAUGAACAAAGGACCAGGUCUGCGCACAAAGUGGCAGCUAAAAUCUUUUCGAGUAAACAAAAGCCCUAACCAUAUGCCGAAAAAUCCCAUUCGAACUAACAUACCAAAAUCUACCAAAUCUUCUGUCUUGGACGUGAGAAAGAAUUUCAGAGAUAAGAAGUGUGAUACAUCUGAUUCGAAGCUGGGCACGGUAGGUGAAGGUACUACUAUAACGGAGUCAUUGGCUCAUCCACAAAGCUUAUCUUCAAGCGACCAGAUCCAUUUUAUUGAAGACUAUCCAAAUGAGUCUGUAUCUGGUCAAUCUAAAGAAUGUCGUCCAACUUCCUUAUUUUUACCCAAAAAUCAAGAUGAUUCACUUAAAAGAGAAUCUCUAUCAAAAAUCGAUGUUUCCGAAAGCCAGCACGGGACUCCUAAAUGCUCUGACAAAUCUAAGCGUAGACCAUCUACAUGGUAUAGAGGUUACACUGAAGAUGAGAGUUCAGAAAUAAUUCAUGGUUCUUCCAGAAAAAGCCGGCACUUACAUCCAACCACUGAAGAGUCUGAGGCCCUGCAAUUGGUGCUGAGUAGUCAUGCAGAGCCACCAAAAUCAUCCGUUACUGAGAAAUUUGCUCAAUUUCUAUCUAUGGAUGAAGAUUUACAUGUUGAGCAUCGUUUUCAAUCUCCACGUAUGCAUAAAUUUACAUUGAAACAUUAUAGUGUUUUUAAAGCUGUUUGGGAUUGGAUUAUAUUAGCACUUAUUAUCUAUACAGCUAUUUUUACUCCAUAUGUUACUGUUUUUCUCAUGAAUACAGGAAAUAAAUAUGCAAAAUUAAUUUCUCCAAGAAACAUAACAACGACAACACCACUGACAGCGAUCACUUUUGAUAUAAAUCGUACACAGAAUGAAUCUUCAGCAAGUAAUCAUUCUGAAUCAUCAGAUAUUCUUCAUACUGUCCACCCAUCAAUCACUACCUCUUCAUCGUCACCAACAUUAUUAUCCACAGUGGACAUCUUAGUUGAUGUCAUGUUCAUCAUUGAUAUUUUAAUUAAUUUUCGUACAACCUAUGUGAAUAAAAAUGAUGAAGUUGUCUCACAUCCAAAACGUAUAGCUGCUCAUUAUAUUAAAGGCUGGUUUAUUAUUGAUCUGGUAGCGGCGAUCCCAUUCGAUUUGUUAUUUUUUCGUACAGCUGGAGAUCAAGGAACAUUUUUCAAUGUUUCAAACUUAUUAGUUUAUCCAUCUAUCGAUAUACAAAAAUCUUUAAUGUAUGCAAGUAUAUUUGGUAAUGUUGGUGCAUUAAUUCAACGUCUUUAUAGCGGCACAGCCAGAUAUCAUGCACAAAUGUUACGUAUUAAAGAAUUUAUACGUUUUCAUCAAAUUCCAAGUCCAUUACGUCAAAGGUUAGAAGAAUAUUCUACACAAGUAUGGGAGCAUACAAAUGGAAUAGAUAUGACAAUGGUUCAGUAUAGUUUUCCGGAAUCAUUACAAUCUGAUAUUUGCCUUUAUGUAUAUCGUCAUUUUUUAAGUGGAUCAGCUGCAUUUAAAUCAUUAAAUGAUGGUUGUCUUCGAAAUAUCUCUUUAAGAAUUCGUUCUUCUCAUAUGCCACCAAGUGAUACUUUAGUACAUACUGGUGAUUUACUCACAGCUAUGUAUUAUGUUGUUAAAGGCAGUUUAGAAGUUGUAACAACAGAUGACAUUAUUUUAGGUGUAUUAAAUCCUGGUGAUUUUUUCGGUGGUCUACCUCCAUUGGCUAGUGUACAAAAAAAUCCUUAUACUGUACAAAUGAAUUCUGGAUGGGAUUAUUGGUCAGAGAAUCAUUUGAAUCCCAUGAAUACAAAUGCAAAAUAUAUGCAAAUGGAUGAUUAUUCAUCUAUGCCUAAUACUACUGGUACUACUACUAAUUAUAAUAAUACUAAUAAUCAUAAUCAUAAUUCAAACAGUGUAAUUUAUCAACCAAAUCCACCUCCAAAAUCACGUUUUGCUGUUCGUGCGUUAACUUAUGCUGAUGUACAAUUUAUUGAUCGGCAUGAUUUAGCUGAAUUAUGUUCUAUUUAUCCAGAAUUAUCAUUACGAUUAUUAGAACGUUUUGAAUUGACAUUACCACUAACUAUUUCAUCUGAUACAAAACCUACCAAUAUUACUAAUACGGAUCGUUGUUCUACCAUACCUAAUGUUGAAUCUUUUUUGGAUGCAACAUCAUCAUGGCAUAUUGUUUGUUCACUUUUAACUGGUUCAUUAACAUCACCUGGAUUAUCGAAACGUCCAAGUGAUUAUUCAAAAUUUUGUAUGUUAAAUGAAACGUCAUAUAAAAAUAGAUGUUUUGAUAAUCCAUUUAUUGGGAAACCAUCAUGGGAAUUAGAACGUUAUCAACGUUUAUUUGAUCACGGUGCAUUGUCAUUUCAUUUAACUAGUUAUUCAAAUGCUCAAAUUCCUGUAUGUUUUAUUGAUACAUUAUAUAAUAAUAAUGAUAAUACUAAUAAUAAUACUUCAGGUGUUACUGCACCGUCCACACAUCAACAUAAUCCAGUUACACGUAAAUCAGAAUCAUUUACUAUGUGUUCAACGCAUUCAUCUGAACAAAAUCAUUCAUUGCCUAUUACACCUGUGACAAAUACUCAAACAUUACAUGAACGUCGAAUGCGUAUGCGAUUAGCGCGUAAUCUUCCAAACAGACAACAUCAACAAGUACCACCUCCAACAAUACCAUCAGUCCUAAUGCCUCCUACUUCUUCUUCUUGUUCUUCUGUCUCAAACCUUCCAGUAAAAUCACCCGAUAAAAAUCGUAUGAUUCAUUCAUCUGUGAUAUAUCAACCGACAACUUUACGUGAUUUGAAAAAUCUAAACGAAGAGAAAGAAAUUAUUGAUUUGCUUGUGAAGCGUUUUGCUAGUGUAGAAAAGUUUUUUAAAUCCUCGUGGGAAUCUCUUAAAUACCGAUCAGAUAUUUGGUAGAACUAUCACUUCUCGACAAUCAAUCCAAAAUAAGGCCACCACAACAAACUUGUUUGAUAACUGUGAAACAAGUAAGAAGUUCCUUUCUCAAUGAAACAAAUUGAAAAUCUUGACGUUCGUAUUUCUCAAUCGGUUACUACUAUUUUACAACAAUUAGAAAUGAAAAUAACAAAGCAUCGAUCAAUUCCAAUGUGAUAGAUCCAAUGAAUAGUUUGAUUAUUUUAUUUUCCAUUGUUUUAAACAUGUUUGCUCAAGUAUUUAGUUCUUCUUCGUUUAGUAUUAUUAUCAGUAUUACUAUUAGUAAUAAUAAUAAUAAUGGUCAUUGUUAUUAUUUCUAGUAUUCAUUUUGAAGCAUGGUAGAGUGUUUCCAUCCUCUAUAUAUCUAAUAACCUAUACAAAGAAAAAAACCUCCUUUCUGAACUUUUAAUUAUGUAAAUGUAAUGGUCUUCUUGUAAUAUAAAUUAAUUUCUAAGUAGAUAGAGAAUCAAGGUGGUUUCUAGAAUUUUAUGAGUUUUGAUUUUAAUUGUCAUUAUUGAUUUAUUCAUGGAGUUUUUUUGUUUUGUUUAUCAUACUACUAAUAACAAAGUAUACCAGUAGGGUAUGUGCAUUUCCAUCGAAUUUACAUAUUUAACACAUUCGUAUAAAAAAGAAAACAUUUAAUGAUCAAAUAACCAUGGUAACAAUAUUAUACCUUGAGUAGUUGUUAAAUCAUUUUUUUCAGAUGUAUUUCCCUUUUUUUGUGUGUAGAUUACUUUUGCCAAUGAAUCCUUAGUGGUGGUGGUGGUAGUGUGUUCUCUUUUUUUUCUUGCAGACCAAUAAGAGUGAAAUAACCAAUGAUUGUUUACUUUUCUUGUUUUUCAUUGUUUCUAUUAUAUUCAUCUUUUCAAUCCAUCAAUUUGAUCUAAUCAAAACGAUGUAUCCAAUAUUGAAUAGAAAAAAAUUGACGAGAUUUAUGUAUAAACAUUGAACAUAGAAACUAUUAGUGCAAUAGAAACAGAACAUAUUUUCUUUCAAUAGUAGAAAAAAAUUUCUUUAAUAUAUUUAUCUUUCAUAGACAAUUAAUCAUUUAUUCCCCCCCUCCCUCUUUUGUUUUAACGAUAUACUUAGUGAAUAGUUUGUAAAACAUUAUCGAUUUUUUGUUGUUGUUCAUUUAUUCAAUUAUUGUAUGUUUUUUUGUACAUUUUAUUUAAACAAAUCACGAACCAAAAAAGGCAUUUAUUAUCUACCAUGUAAUGUGAGGUACUCAUCUAUCAGCCACUGGUAACUCUAUCUAAUAUACAGAGAUUAUUUUCUCUUCUAUUUCGUUGUGAUUUAUUUCCACCCCCCCACCCUCCAGAAAAUAGUUUUCUUUUAUGUGUGCAAUAAUAAUUCCUUUUUCUUUUGUGUUAAGGGAGUUGUUCAUUCAUUGUUACAUUGUAGAAAAUUGUAUAGUUGACAUAUUAGAUUAUUCAUAUAAUAACAAUAAUAAUCUUCUUAGAUAAAACAUUAAUUCAUACAGAAGCAUGUAUACAAUCGGAUUCUUCAAUCAUACAUAUUCAACAAAUGAUGAUAACAAUAAUAAAGGACCAAUCCGUUUUUGUUUUCUAGUGCUAAUGUGGUGUGGCAACUCGAAUUGAUGUACGUACGUACGAAGUUCUACGUUGUUACUGACUGACUGUUUUCUAGUCGACCUUCUUUUAAACUAUCUUGAUUUGAAAGAACUAUAUUCAACAGUGUUAUAUCCUUUUAUGUU